This is a messenger RNA of Schizosaccharomyces osmophilus, 1404 nucleotides long. It is a transcript of the gene ero11, whose product is annotated as ER oxidoreductin Ero1a. NCBI's taxonomy places the organism in Eukaryota, Fungi, Ascomycota, Schizosaccharomycetes, Schizosaccharomycetales, Schizosaccharomycetaceae. The transcript has a single exon. Gene Ontology annotation, biological process: protein folding in endoplasmic reticulum. The record is from RefSeq and is a predicted model, not a curated record. Gene Ontology annotation, cellular component: endoplasmic reticulum membrane; endoplasmic reticulum. Gene Ontology annotation, molecular function: FAD binding; protein-disulfide reductase activity; thiol oxidase activity. The coding region runs from base 1 to 1404 and encodes 467 amino acids.
AUGUUUGGAAUCAGUAAGCUAGUGACGAUUUGGCAUGCCGUAUGGGCAUAUCUUUUGCUUCCCAAUAUGGGAAUUUCUCAGACUGAAGUUGAUACAGAUGCGAUUUAUGGAAUGCAAAGUAGAAUACGAACAUUAUUGCCCGUCAUGACAGAGCAAAGUGAUUACUUUUCAAACUACAAACUAAACCUGUAUCGGGCUGAAUGUCCUCUAUGGGAUAAUGACAAUGCUAUGUGCAGUAGUCAAGGAUGUGCGGUGGACACGCUGGAAGAGAAUGAGGUCUCUGAUGUCUGGAAGCGUUUUAGUGACGUUGAUCCGUCCUCGAAAAAAAAUGAAACGAAAUGCAAUUGGGAGCAUAAUUCUCAGUUAGAUUACUGCUACCUAGAUGAGGUAUCUUCUGAGCAGGAUUGUGUUUUCGUUUCGCUUGUUAAUAAUCCAGAAAGGUUUACUGGCUAUUCGGGAGAUCAUACAGCUGCUAUCUGGCGCAAUAUUUAUGAACAAAAUUGCUUCGUGGUAGAUGAUGAUGAAAGUUUAAAGGAGAAGUCAAGAAGAGAAUCUUUUUAUAAGCCAGGCAUGUAUCCAUUUCAGCUGUCUCCUAAAGAAGACGAUAUCCUCACCAUUUCACCAUCCGUUGCUAGUCAGGAGAAGCGUAUGCUAAACAAGAUCAUUUCUGGGUUUCACGCUAGUAUCUCUUCUCAUAUUUGUGAAAACUAUUAUGACACCAAUCGAAAUCGCUGGACCCGGAACUUGGAAUGUUGGUUGGCCAAAGUUGGAAAUUAUCCAGAGCGUAUUGAAAAUAUAUUCUUUAACUAUGCUCUUUUGCACCAGGCAUUUGUACGCAUUGCCGAUCAGCUGGUAGAAAUGGAAAACAAUAGCACAUCCUCCUUUUGUCCAGACAAUCUAGCGAUUGAUGCACGAACGAAGUUGGCAUUUGAUAAUCUCGCUUUUAUAGCCCAGCAGGAUAGAAAGGUAAUCAUGAGCUCCAAAUUCUUUGCCGAUGAAGAAUCUCAAAAGUUCAAAGAAACUUUCCGCAAACAUUUCCACGACGUUUCUCGCAUUAUGGACUGUGUCGGUUGUGACAAGUGUAGACUGUGGGGAAAGCUACAGAUCACUGGAUAUGGUACUGCGUUGAAACUUCUUUUUGAGCCUGAGACGCAGCUUAAUGACCUACGUCCAUCGGAAAUAGUGGCCUUGGUCAAUACUUUUGAUCGAAUCGCUCACUCUGUACAGUCAUCUUUUUGGUUUCAAUUAAGGAGGAGAGCUGACCUUUCUGUUAAAUUCAUCCAAUUUGUUAUUGCUCUUUCUUUUAAAGCACCUACUCGUGAAAUUCUUUCCUUUUUCGCUGAACAACUUUGGUACAUCUUUUAUGCCAUCCUUUAUAUAUGCAAUGUACCAAGGUUAAUCUAA